AUGCCAAAUUCAACGUCCGAUAGUCUCACACAAGAAGAAAUAGCUAUACCAGCUAUUCUCGGAAUUAUUGUUUAUGUAGGUGGUUUUAUAGGCAAUCUUCUAUCAUUGGUGAUUUUUAUUCGUACUGAAAUACGUCGUGUUUCUACUGGAGUACUUUUUUUAUUUUUAACAAUAUCAAAUACUAUUCAAUUGUUAACAUUAACCGUCGAAUUUAUAGAUGUUGCAUAUAAAUAUCGGUUAUUUCCUUCUGUAUUAAUUCGAUGUCGUUUUGUUUAUUGGCUUCAAAAUAUUUUUCGUUCAUUAAGUUCAUUUAUUGCUUGUACCAUAAGUUUAGAUCGAAUGUUUCGUGCGACUCAUUCCCUACGAGCUAAACAUUAUUGUACAUGUCGAAUGGCAUGUCGAACUGUUUUUAUCUAUACAAUUAUUUUUACUUUUUCUUUAUCAUUCUAUUUACUACCAUAUAUGGGAGAAGAUACGAAUGGGAUUUGUUCAACAGGAAACAAUCCUAUCUAUGAUAACUUUAUGUCAAGUGUAUGGCCACCUAUGCGUACAUUUUUUGUUUGUAUUUUGCCUGUUUCAAUAAUGAUUGCAGCAAAUAUAGGAUUAUGGCGUCGAAUACGAGCAUCGAAACGUCGUGUAUUUCCGCAUAUAACGAAAUUUGCUCAUUCAACAAAUACACAAACCAUGCUUCUAUUCAUAGCUAUAUCGAAUGUUUUAGCGUUUGUAAUAACACAAGUUCCAUUUCAUCUCUAUACGACUAUGGUACGUUAUAGACAUUGUAUCGAUCAUGUACGUACACCUAUGCUUCUUUGGAGUAGUCUCUAUUUUGGUAUUGGUUUUUAUAUUUAUUGUUUAACAUCACGUUAUUUUCGUUCAAAAUUUAUCUUGACAAUAUAUUGGCUUUUAAAAAAAGAAGAUUUGACUAUCAUCCGACGAAAUACAAUAUCACAACGUGUUCUAAGUUAA
Rotaria socialis is the source of this 966-nucleotide messenger RNA. NCBI's taxonomy places the organism in Eukaryota, Metazoa, Rotifera, Eurotatoria, Philodinida, Philodinidae. The record is from the annotation of a GenBank genome assembly.